UCUUUUUAUAUAGAUGGUAAAAAAACACACGGGAUGGGCUGUGUGUACACAAAACGGACAGUUAGUUAAACAUGGUAGACUGGUGAAUCAGUCAGCACAAGUUGCGGAAUUAUGGGCUUUGGCGGAAGCGUGUACAGUAAUGGGAGGGAACAAUGUAAACAUAUACACUGACUCACGUUAUGCAUUUGGAGUAGUACAUGAUUACCUGACCUUGUGGGCUAACAGGGGAUUUCUUACCAGUGCAGGAUCACCCAUACAAAAUGGGGGAAUGGUAGAAAAAUUGCAUAAAGCCAUUGAACUACCAAAGAAUGUGGCAGUAAUUAAAAUUAAAGCUCACACAAAAGGUACAGACCCACACUCAAAUGGGAAUAGGUGGGCAGAUGAAUGGGCCAGAAAGGCAGCCACAGAUGGAGAAGUAAUAGCUCCCAUUGCAGCUUUGCAAACUGCCCAGUUAUCCCCCAAAGAAAAUGUUUUACAGCUAGAACAACUGCAACAUGCAGCCCCAAGGGCAGAAAAAUGGCUGUGGAUGGAAAAUGGGGGAAAGCUGGGGGAAGACAACAUAUGGAGGGGUCCAAACAAUACGGUGAUCUUACCAGCUGUUUUGAUGAGUACUAUGGUUAGCUUAUAUCACUCCUUAGGACAUGAUGGAGCACGGCGCAUGCAACAUCGGAUGAAGCAAACAUGGUGGCAUCCGAAAUUAAACACUAACAUCAAUGACUAUGUCCGCAGGUGUAUCACAUGCGCUCGAUGCAACCCCGGACCAACCAUCAAAGUGAGAAUGAGACAACAGCCCAGACCAGAACAACCGUUUGCCCAAUUGCAAAUUGAUUUCAUCGGUCCUCUACCAGGAUGUAGGGGAAAGAAAUAUGUGCUGGUGCUCAUUGAUCAUUUUACUAAAUGGGUAGAAGCAUUUCCAACAGCGCACAACACAGCAACUGACGUAGCCAAAGUGCUAUUAACCGAAAUAAUUCCAAGAUGGGGUUUGCCAUGUGCUAUUGACAGUGAUCAAGGUACUCACUUUACAGGAAAAAUCAUUAAAACAGUAUGCCGAGCACUGGGGAUUAAACAAAAGUUUCACUGCCCUUUUCAUCCCCAAAGCUCCGGUCUGGUGGAACGUGCGAACCGCAGCUUAAAAAACAAACUAACCAAACAGUUGUUUGCAGGCACUGGAAAAGACUGGGUUUCACACUUACCGGCUGUACUUCUUUCCCUAAGAGCAGGCCCCACUAAUCCUGAAUCACUCUCUCCUUUUGAAAUGCUAACAGGUAGACCCAUGAGGACUCCUGGGGAUUUGUGUAUUGCAGGAGGAGAAUUGCAUGUGAUGGGAGAUAAGUUGCUGGAAUAUUGUAAGCUUUUAUCUCAGUGUGUACCACAGGACCCACGGACAAAACCGGAUCCAGUGACAGACCUGGAGGAGAGCCCCGCAGUCCAACCUGGAGACCAAGUCCUGGUGAAGUCCUUCCAGAAAAAGACAUUCGGCCCUCACUGGACUGGACCACAUACUGUGCUACUCACCACCCCAUCAGCUGCCCGCUUGACCGGAAUACCAACAUGGAUUCACCUGACUCGUCUGAGAAAGUACACGAGUCCAACACAACAUGAAGCGCAGCUCAAUCCUUCUUCCCCACAAAGUACUGGGAAGCCGGUUUGUGUUAACACACCUUAAGGCAGAAAGAUAUGCGGAUCCGCAGUUCUCAAAUGUGCACCAACGCGAGUGGAUACAUCUGGACUUGGGACCAUACUUUUAAUCAAACUGGAUGGGGAUCUUUCCAAUGCAACAAGGACAUAUGGAGAGUUGUAAACUGUCAAUUGUGGGGUUUGAAAAACCCAGGAAAACUUCUGGACAAUCUUUAAAUUGUGAGAAAUUGAUUCUCUCACCAGAACUGUACACAGGCCAACCCGAGGAGGAUGGGUCCCCCCUGCUGAGCCUUGGUUCCUCCCAAGGUUUCUCCCCUUUACUCUAGGGGAGUUUUUCCUUGCCACUGUUGCCAUGUGCUUGCUCACUGGGGGUAAAGGCCUGAAUAGGUUAUGGGGAAUAUGGCAUUUAGCACCAUAUUCCCAAAUACAAAAUGGGGGACUGAUAGGUUCCCUGUUUUAGGUACAUGUAUUACUAUAUAUAUAUUAGACUGUAUGUAGUGUAUUGUGUUUCCCUCUCUGCCAUCACUGUGUCUGUAGUUUGUAUGCCUGUAUGUCUAGCACCUCUGUAGUG
Molecule: messenger RNA, 2209 nt
Organism: Anguilla anguilla (European eel)
Lineage: Eukaryota; Metazoa; Chordata; Actinopteri; Anguilliformes; Anguillidae
Product: protein NYNRIN-like
Exons: 2
Coding region: 14-1666 (550 amino acids)
Biological process (GO): DNA integration
Molecular function (GO): nucleic acid binding; RNA-DNA hybrid ribonuclease activity
Source: RefSeq, a predicted model, not a curated record